Messenger RNA from Manihot esculenta (cassava), 2486 nucleotides. RefSeq lists its product as uncharacterized. The record is from RefSeq and is a predicted model, not a curated record. The transcript has 11 exons. The coding region runs from base 155 to 1891 and encodes 578 amino acids. Lineage: Eukaryota; Viridiplantae; Streptophyta; Magnoliopsida; Malpighiales; Euphorbiaceae.
GGCUAUAGUUGUCAACAAAGCGAGAAAUCGUCUUUCACCAAAAACAAAGCUAUCACAUACCCCUCAAUUUCGACUAUUCACUCUUCCUCUUCCGCGCUCUAGGCUCCACUCUCCAAUGUUCAGAUUUUGAUCUUUUUCAACAAACGCCCUGAAAAUGCGCUCUUCUGCUACUUCACCUUCUUCUUCUUCUCUCUUCCUUCGCACUGUGUCCACUCCCCCCCUUCUUCGAUGCCGUAAUCUCUCCUUCUUCUCUUCUCCUUGCUCAUUUUUCAGAUCCAACAAACCUAGAAUUCUCCGUCUCUCUGCUUCCCUUGCCCAAAAGGAUCUCCACUUCUCUUGGUUCUCUCCUGGCCCAUCCUCCAACGAUGACGGCUUUAACGGUUGGGCUAUUGUUGAAGCUCCUCCUCGUAGAUAUGAGAAGAAAGGCUUUUCUACAAUUCUGAUUGGUGGUGGGACUUGCGUGGCUGCUCUGUUCGCUGCCAUUGCCUACUUCUCGUUAUCUAGACAAGGGUUUAAGUUGCAUUUUCAUUAUCCCUUGCCCUCUUUGCGUGGGACGAUAAGUCCAAUUGAUAACAAAGAGGAUAAAUUUGUAGCUAAGGACUUGAUUGUUGGCGAUUCUGAUGAAAAUGCAGUUGUGUCUGAGGGAAAGUCAGGAUUUAUGCCUGAAGAAAAUGGGGAAACUAUAACUUCAGUGUCUGAACAGAGGCUUCAACGAGUUAAAUUAUCAGUUCCAGUAGAUUCUUGUCAGCUUGAAGCUCUAUCAGUUCUGAAGAAACUUAAGAUCAUUGAAGAUGAUGUGAGGGCUGAGGACCUGUGCACUAGAAGGGAAUAUGCAAGAUGGUUGGUCCGUCUAAAUUCAUUAUUGGAAAGGAAUCCAAAGCAUAGAAUUGUUCCACCUAUGCUAUUUUCUGGUUCUGUAGUUGCUGCAUUUGAUGAUGUGGGUGUUGAACAUUCUGAUUUUGAUUCCAUCCAAGCUCUUGCAGAAGCUGGCAUCAUACCUAGCAAGAUUCUGGGGACUGAUUGCUGUUCUGAGAGUUCAAAUGGCGAUGUAAGCUUCUGCUUUUACCCUGAGAGGUUUAUUUCUCGGCAGGAUUUAAUCAACUGGAAAGCUCAGUUGGAGUAUAGGUUCACACCAGGAAUUACAGAACAGAUGUCAAGAAUGAAAGUAGAUUAUAUGGAUGUGAAGGAGAUCAGUCCAGAUGCAUCACCUGAACUCCUUGCCGAUGUGUUGGCUGGAGACAAGAGCAUAAUCAGAAAAGUUUUUGGACAGAGUAGGCGGUUUCAACCUAAUAAACCUUUGACAAAAGCCCAAGCAGCAGUGGCAUUGACAAGUGGCAGGAUGACAGAAGCAAUUUAUGAUGAAAUAUUAAGAUUGGAAGCUGAGCAUUCUUCAAGACAAGUUGCAAUAGAGGAAAUAAGGUCUGAGUUGCUUGACAAAGGAGAUAUAGUGAGAUUUUGGAAUGAGAAGAUGAAUGAAGAAAGAACCCGUGGAUUUGAGGUUCAGAAACUUUAUAUUGCUGCAUUACAAGACCUGGAAUAUGAGAAAACUGUUCAGGAGAAAGCUUUGGCUGAGCAUUUGAAGGAGAAGGCAGCCAUGGAGUGUCAGAGGCAACUGCUUCUUGGUCUGAAGGAAGAGGUUGAUGAGAUGUCAGGAAGGCUUAAAUCUGAGAGGUCUAUGUAUGUAGCUGAACAGUGUAGUCUACAAGAAUUGCUAAGUGAAUUACAGAUCAAGCAGGAAGAGAUUGUUGAUAAAAAAUCAGUACUGGAAGCUGAAAUAGAAGCUCUUCGAAUUCUAAGAUCUUGGGUGGAGGAUGAAGCUAGGAAAAGCCAAGCUCGCGCAAAAGUUCUUGAGGAGGUAGGACAAAGGUGGAAGUGGGACAACCAAGGUUGAAAAGAAUAAUUCCCUAGUGAAGAUUCAGAUAAUUACCUGAAAUUUUUCUUGGAGGGCUAUAUAAGAAACCUUGAAUGAUAAUAUGCUAUGGGUGGGUGAUUUUAGUCUUUUGCAAUUGUUUAUCAUGCUGUUGUUAGUUCUGGAUUAAUGAAGUCUGCAAGAGAAAUGAUGGAGGCUUACACCAGUUAGGGCUGAAGUAGUAGGUGUACUACUGCUUUCAGUAUGAUGGAUUCCAUUGCGGGUUUCUUUCCAGUGGCUUCAAUGAUUUUGUACAUGCAAUUGCAUUGAGCUCACUGAAAGGUAUAUGCAAUAUUGCAAUGUGUUCAUGAAUGAAUGGGAACUGCAAGCUGUUCUCAUUCAAUUUCAAUUGCUUAAGGCCCUUCGCUGAUGGUGUACUUGCGACUGACAGCAGUCCCGUCGUUGUCGCUUCAAUGAAUGAAUUGAAGUUCAAUGAAUGAAUUGAAGAGCACAUCCAGUAUUGCCAUGUGCUUUUGAAUGAAGAAUGAAUGCAAAUUCCAAAAAAAGGAAAACAAAAGAACAUGGAUUGAAUUAAGUUUUUGUGAGAGUUAAUGGAUUUUUUUUCCUUGCGGUUUUA